Molecule: messenger RNA, 1678 nt
Organism: Drosophila innubila
Lineage: Eukaryota; Metazoa; Arthropoda; Insecta; Diptera; Drosophilidae
Gene: Cyp4d1
Product: cytochrome P450 4d10
Exons: 4
Coding region: 1-1557 (518 amino acids)
Molecular function (GO): oxidoreductase activity, acting on paired donors, with incorporation or reduction of molecular oxygen; monooxygenase activity; iron ion binding
Source: RefSeq, a predicted model, not a curated record
AUGUUGUUCGCGAUUUCCUUGCUCGUUGCCGCCGUUUGCAUCAUUUUGGCUCUUGCCACAUUCAAUUGGUUGCCUCUGCGUCUCUGGUGGCGUCGACGUCGAAGGGUCCAAGAAUUGGCAGCAUUAUUGCCGGGUCCAAAGACGCUGCCUCUUGUGGGUAAUGCGAAUCUCUUUGUUGGUCUAGAACCUGCUCAGGUGUGUCAGGUCAUUGCCGAUCUGGCGGCCAAACAUGGUGAUACCUACACCAUUUGGUUCUGCUCCAACUUCAGUGUUCUGAUGUUCGAUCCUCGGGACGUGGAAGUUGUGCUGGGCAGCACCCAACUGUUAGAUAAAGCCGUUGAGUAUGGAUUUCUCACGCGUUGGCUCAACGAGGGUCUCCUCGUGAGUCGCGGUCGCAAGUGGCACAUGCGAAGGAAGAUCAUCACGCCAGCCUUCCAUUUCCGCAUUCUGGAGCAGUAUGUGGAGAUCUUCGAUAGACAGACGCGCCAGCUGGUCAAACAUCUGCAAUUGGCCCGCGGCAACCAUGGGAAUAAUUCCAUCGAACUGGGUCAUGCUGCCCAUCUGUGCACCCUGGACGUCAUCUGUGAAACCGCUAUGGGAGUUUCGAUCAAUGCGCAGACAAAUGUGGACUCGGAAUACGUGAGGGCGGUAAAGACGAUAUCGAUGGUGCUGCACAAGCGUAUGUUCAAUAUCUUUUAUCGCUUCGAGCUGACCUAUAUGCUGACUCCAUUGGCCCAGGCCGAGAGAAGGGCCUUGAGUGUACUGCACAACUUUACGGAAAAGAUUAUUGUGCAGCGACGGGAGGAAUUAUUGAGCAAUGGGAGCAAGCAACAGAGUGACGCUGAUAUGGAUGUGGGAGCCAAGCGUAAGAUGGCCUUCCUGGACAUUCUGCUGCAGUCGAACAUUGAUGACAAGCCGCUGACCAAUUUGGAUAUACGUGAGGAGGUGGACACCUUUAUGUUUGAGGGACAUGACACGACCUCAUCGGCGAUCAUGUUCUUCUUCUACAACAUUGCCACACAUCCGGAGUGUCAGCGCAAGUGUCUGGAUGAGAUACUCGCCGUCAUGGGCAAGGACAAGGAGACACCAGUCACCUAUGAGCUGCUCAAUAAGCUGCCCUACAUCGAUCUCUGCAUCAAGGAGACACUACGCAUGUUCCCCUCCGUACCGCUGCUGGGUCGCAAGGUGCUCGAGGAGUGUGAAAUAAAUGGUAAGAUCAUUCCAGCCGGCACCAAUAUUGGCAUAUCUCCACUUUAUCUGGGACGUCGCGAGGAUCUCUUUGCUGAUGCUCACAGCUUCAAACCGGAACGUUUUGAUGUCGUCACCAGCGCCGAAAAGCUCAAUCCCUAUGCCUAUAUACCCUUCUCGGCCGGUCCACGCAACUGCAUCGGUCAAAAGUUCGCCAUACUUGAGAUCAAGGCGAUCGUUGCGAAUGUCCUACGUCACUACGAGAUCGACUUUGUCGGCAACGCCUCAGAGCCUCCAGUUCUCAUAGCUGAACUGAUAUUGCGCACCAGGGAUCCCCUCAUGUUUAAGCUGAAGGAACGUGUCUAUUGAUCACUGAUCAGUUCCAUAUAGUUCUAUAUACUAAUGACGCUUACUUCUGUAACUUAAAUUCAUUUAAAAUAUUGCAAGUAAGAUGUUCAUAUAAUAAACUCUCCAUUUAUACAAAAUUACA